GAGCAUCUUUGCCAGGCUGAGUUUGCAGGAAAACCCCAGCGGAAGCGCAGGACUUCAACCUUCCUUCCACGCUGCUUUGGCUCUAUCGAACCCCUCAAUUCCUCCCAGUUUUACCUUCUAAGGGAGAGGUUUGGGAUGUGGCUGUUCCUGGAGGGACCUGGAGUGUUCCCAGGGGCCUGAUCCGGACCUGCUCGAGGCAGGACACCACAGCGAGCGUCCUGCUGCCGCCUGUACCCAUGGAGCAGCCUCCCGAGCAGGAAGGGACGACCCCAGCCCCUUCCAACGGUGACGGGACCUCCCAGCUCCCGGAGGAGGCCGUCGGUGAGGAUGAAAUGCCGGCUGGCGGCCGGGAGAGCCCAGCAGCAGCCGGGCAAGCCGCCACACCGUGCGGCGGGGAGGAAGAUGUGCCUUCCAGCCCCGGCGUGGGGCAGCCGGGCUGCGCCCCUCCUCUCCCCUCUGAUGAGCAUCCGAGGGAAGAUGCUCGGGAGAAGCGGCCCGAAGAGGGUGGGGGGUCCCUGCCAGGUGCCCCCGUGCCCAGCCCGGGUGCUGGGGCGGUGGGGUUACCAGCUGAGCCCCCCCGAGCCCGGACCCCCAGUCGGGAAGCGGAGGCGGAUUUUUAUUGCGUGAAGUGGAUCACUUGGAAAGGCGAGCGGACGCCGGUGAUCAUGCAGAGUGAGAACGGGCCCUGCCCGCUCCUGGCCAUCAUGAACAUCCUCUUCUUGCAGUGGAAGGUGAAGCUGCCCCCGCAGAAGGAAGUGAUCACGGCUGAGGAGCUGAUGGCACAUUUGGGGGAUUGCAUCUUGUCCACCCAACCCCGGGAGCCGUCAGAGGGGCUGCAGCUCAACUUCCAGCAGAACGUCAACGACACCAUGACCGUCCUCCCCAAGCUCUCGACGGGGCUGGACGUCAACGUACGGUUCACGGGUGUCUCGGACUUCGAGUACACACCUGAGUGCAUCAUCUUCGACCUCCUCAAUGUCCCGCUGUACCACGGCUGGCUGGUGGACCCCCAGAGCCCGGAGGUGGUGCAAGCCGUGGGCAAGCUGAGCUACAACCAGCUGGUUGAGAAGAUCAUCACCUGCAAACAGGCCAGCGAUUCCAGUCUGGUGAGCGAAGGGCUGGUGGCGGAGCAGUUCCUCGAGACCACGGCCUCCCAGUUGACCUACCAUGGGCUGUGCGAGCUCACGGCUGCUGUCAGGGAGGGUGAGCUCAGUGUCUUCUUCCGCAACAACCACUUCAGCACCAUGAUAAAGCACAAGGGCCACCUCUACCUGCUGGUGACGGACCAGGGCUUCCUGCAGGAGGAGAGGGUUAUCUGGGAGAGCCUCCACAAUGUGGAUGGAGACAGCUGCUUCUGCGACACUGAUUUUCAUCUCAGCCAUGCUCCGGGCAAGGAGGGGGCUGCCACAGCCCCCCCGGACCACCGGCUCCAGCAGAGACAAGUGGACCAGGAUUACAUGAUUGCCCUGUCCCUGCAGCAGCAGCAGGACCCCUCCGUGCUCAGUGACCUGGAGCUCGCUCGCCAGCUGCAGCAGGAAGAGUAUCAUCAUCAUCAGCAGCAGCAGCAGCAGCGGCAGCAGCAGGUCCCAGUGCAGGGCCGCGUGCAGCCGGGCGGCCGGCUGACUGGAGAGCGGAGGCAGCGGCAGAAGCCGGAUUUGGACUGCACCCUCCUAUAGCACCCGUGCCCGGCUCCCCGUGGGGGGCACUCCUGGGAGCCCUGCCGUGGCCCCUCUGGCUCCCAGGAGUGCCGGGGUGUGUGCUGGGGUCCCCACACCUGGAGACCCCCAACUCUUCUCCGGGGAGACCCCACGGGGGUCUCUGGGGACAGGAGUGGAGGACUCGGGUGCACAAGACGGUGUGUCCUUCCUUACCCACCGCCGGGACCACCCAAAUAUUUCCAGUGGCCUUAACACGGGGGUGCCCCACGUGGGGGGGUGUCCCACCCCAGGGUUCCCACCCCUCUGUCGCUGCUCCCAGACGCGGGGGGACACGCGUUUGGGGACGCACACGCAUCCCCGUGCCCGAAACGUGGCCUUAGCCCUUGGCAAAUAAAGGACUUGUCCCCGUG
Molecule: messenger RNA, 2068 nt
Organism: Phalacrocorax carbo (great cormorant)
Lineage: Eukaryota; Metazoa; Chordata; Aves; Suliformes; Phalacrocoracidae
Source: RefSeq, a predicted model, not a curated record